This is a messenger RNA of Paramuricea clavata, 5456 nucleotides long. The record is from the annotation of a GenBank genome assembly. Lineage: Eukaryota; Metazoa; Cnidaria; Anthozoa; Malacalcyonacea; Plexauridae.
AGGAUUCCACUCCUGUUAGCCGUUACCCUGUGGAAAUAAGAAUGAUACUAACCGGUAGAGCUGAAAUUCCCGAUUUCAACACCCUUGAACAGGAAAUGGUGAAAGAAUUCUGUAAGUCCCCACGAAAGGUGCAAUGGAGAGGGGGGUAAGUAAUAAGAAUACUUAAAAUUAAUAAUUAUACUUAAAAGUAAUAAUUAUAUAUAAUAAUUAUUUAAAAUAUUAAUAUUUGCAAUAUAUAUAUAUACGAGUAGAUUUGUGUAUACCAUACCUGUAGAUUUUAUUUUUGUGGAGGUAGCCAAUCUUUAAAUGGAGCUAGACUAUGCCACAUUCACAUACCCAGAGCCCGCCUUAUACACACGAUCAUCAACAGAGCAUGACAAGGACGCGGUGUACGAGAAUGGGUUUGCCUCAACAGUCAACUGCAGAUCAAAAUUUAGCCUCUGAACGAGAGCAAAAUGCCAAGUGUGUCAAUGUCCUGUUUAUGCGCAUAUUCUGGAUAUUUCAGUCUUAUUUAAUACAGCGGAAUAUAGAAGUGCAUUCUGAGAGUUCUUGCAGUUAUUCCAGUUAGUCAGUAACUCCUGGCUUAGAUAACAAGCUCCAAAUGAUUUUUGGAGUUAGCAACACAGCAAGUAACUUCAACCUUACAUGUAUGUACCUAGCGGCUGUAUGCUGACUCGCCUCGCUUAACACAUACUUUUUGGAGUUAGGCAGUAACUCGAGGCUUAAAUACCUUGUUUUUUCAUGAUUUUUGGAGUUAUACGUAGCUCUAAAUGAUUAUUGGAGUAAGCCAAUAACUCCAGCCUUAGAUGCCUAGCUCCUAAAUGAUUUUUGCAGUUGUAUACUUAUAUAGCUCCAAAUCAUUUUUGGAGUUAGCCAGUAACUCCAGAAUUCAUAUUUCAACUCUUGAAUUACACAAGUUACUCAAGUGUAUAUUUUGGUUUGGAGUUAGCCCUUUAGAGCUUGGAGGUAGCGUCGCUCCAUAACUUCCUACUUUCUACAGGCAUGGUGUAUACGAAACGCAAAGAGUGCUCAAUAUCAUAAAGAUAGAGCAAAUGAAGAAUUUCGCUUACCUCAAAACGACAAACUGAAACAGACUGUUGCGGAAUUUUGAGGUAAGCGAAAUUAUAUAGAUACAAAAACAUCUCUCUUAACAAAGAUUUACUGUAUUUUCCACAAAUUUCCAGCACGGAAAAGUCAUCCUUCAACUACUUGCUCCUCGAUCCGCGUGUCACCCUCGACUUACCACAGAGAACUAAGAAACUUCCGUCGACUGAAGCAUUUCGCUGUUUCAUUCUGUCGAUCUUCUACGUUGGCAAAGGGAAACGCUCCAGACCCUACGCUCACCUCCAUGAAGCUAUUAAGUACGCAAAGAGUAAGGUACGUUUUACUGAGACUAAACUAAUUCUAACUUCUUGUAAACCUGGGGCAGGUUGUAUAAAACUCUUAAUCACUUUUUUAAUCACUAUUUUGUAGUUAAAUAGUGAUUAACUCUCGAAUAGGCGCUUCUUAUUCGGAUGACGUUUCCACUUAAUUAUAGUUCACUUUAAUCACUUUUUUAUACAACCGGCCCCAGUUGUUAGCCAAGAGGACCAAUAUGAGACUUCCUUAUAUGGCCACUGCAGUUAUCAUAUUUAGCCCUUCUUGAGUCCCCAGUCAAGAAGCGCUGAAAGAAAUAAGCCCAUGAGGCCUUCAAUUUAUCCCCACCUCUUAAUAAAAUUAAUCUUAAUAUCUGAUCAAUUAUCAAUCUUUACUGAUAUUAAAACACUAUUGAUUUACUUUGAUAUGAUCGUUUUGUCAGAAGGACUGCCUUGGAGGACUCCCCCAAGAUUAUAUGUUAUUCUUACUUGUCAAUUAUUCAAUAUUUCUAGUCCAAUCAGAAACUAGACCAGAUAUGGGACAUCUGGAGAGAUGGUAUGGGUGUCAUUUCGCUUCACUUGUUUCAAAGUGCCAUUCCUGUAGAGGCUUUCACACGUGAAGCCUGUAUGGUCGAGGCUCUAGGUGAGUGCUAUGAAGAAAAAAAUGCUUGCCAUGACCAUUAAACCUGCACGAAUGUCAGAGUGGGCGAAGGGUACAGUUAUUUCCCUUCCCCCAACACUUUUCAAAAGGUCUCCUGAAGAUUGUCAAUUUGAAAGAAACCUGGUUGGAACAAAAUGUAUUUAACCAUGGAAGCCUGAUUGACAUUUUUAAGGGUAUUGUAAUGCAUUAAAAUUGAACCAAAAAGGUUCGACGUGGAAAUUUGUAGCAACGAUUAAUGGGGAUUGGAAUAUAUUGGUAACAUAAAUCCACUCCCCAUCCUCAAUGAUUUAACUUAGUGUUUACAACUGAGGUAAACCGCGUAUUUUUGUUUCAGGGCUCUCCCAACUGACCAAUCAAAAAAGAGGAGAAUAUUAUGGGCUUUGCGCCAAUCUUGACUUGAAAAAGAAACGAAAAUUGGGUAUUUUUCUUCUUCACAAAGCAUUUCAAAUUUUCUUGCAAGAAGGUGAAAGGCAAAUAUGCCAAGAAGAUUUGUAAAGAGGUAUGUUGACAGUGACAGUCAAGUCCCAAGCAGUGAGCUCUCUCCUUCUCUCUAUGACAAACUUAAGCCGAAGGUUUCGUUUUACAUUUGAAUCAAUGUUUGCUCAAGCUAGGCCAAAAAAAAAUAUGUGGGUUUCCGGUUUCUUCUUAUAAAAACUUAGGUAGGGUAGGCACGAUCCAAUAAAAAAGUUCAGGGUCGGGAUUUCGACGUCCAAUAGCUAGGUAGGGUCGGGAAACCGGAAACCCACAUAUUUUUUUUUUUGCCCUAUGCAUAUGACUACCAGUACAUGUGUAACUGCAAAUGCAUGUACGGGUAGAUGCGCACCCACCCCCUCCUCCCCCGCCUUAUCUCAAGAAUUACACUUUUCAAUGCACAUGUAUUAUUUAAUAAUUUUUAAUAAUAUCACAUCCAAUAAUUUUUAUACUAAUAACUUAUUUACGGUUACAAUGUUUCACUUUGCUAUGACUAUAUGUACAAUUGAAUAAACUAAUAACUAUAUCACAAUGUAUACAUCAAACUGUGUUGUCGGCAGCACUCCCAUUGAUGUCUAAAGGAAAACGAUUGCAAAAUAAUGAGUUUAAAGUUAAAAAUAACACACGAUCGAUAGAUUGUGCAAUCUAUUUAGAAUCAUAGAUUGCAUACAAUUAAUAGAUAGCACAAUGUCGGAUCAAUAUAAAUUUUGUUGAUAUAUCGAAACCAUGUCAAUGUUAUCGAUGUAUUGAAACCAUGUCAAUGUUUUCGAUUCCUCGAAACAUAUCAAUGUGAUCGAUCUAUCGAAACCAUGUCAAUGUGCAUUCUCUUUGAUCUUGAGCCAAUCACAAACUAGGAUUAAGGCCCAUUUCCACUUAGGAACAUUUUUCGCAGAAAGAAAAUUUUUUUAAAUGUGAUUGGCCGACGAAAAUUUUCCGUCCGAAAAAAAAUUUGGAGUUUUCUUGAGUGGAAAUGGGCUUUUGAAUCAAUUGUGCACAAAACAUUUACCUAAAAUGAAAUGGGUACUUCUUAAUUAAUUCAUCGAUCAUCAGUAUCCUCGCCCUGAUGACUCGGCCCUUGUUUAUUGCUAUCCUUACGAACAAGGGAAACCUUUUCAUUUUCCGUCUUCUUCAAUGGCUUUUCUUGCUCUCGUGCAUCUUUGAAUGUUGACGCUUUUUGAGAUAACUGCAUUUGAUUGCAUUUGAUUACAAAACAAAACAACAUGGUCAAACUAAAACAUAUUAGCAUAUACUCGGGAGGUUCCAUUCCAAAAGAAAUUAGAGAGGGCGAAUCCUUUUCUUCCUUUCGAAAGAAAAUCGCUACUUACAUUGAUUGAUAGCUAAUGUAAAAUAUAGAUGUACUUGUAAAUAGAUUAUUACACUUAUUGUCUAGUUAAUUACGUUAUAUGUAAUACUAUAUAUCUUAUAUAAUUUUGUAAAUAGCUUCCAAAUUUUUUUACACAGUUUGUAUACUUGUGUACACGACCCUCGUGGAAAUCAGCCUCGGUUGACGGGGUCAGCGUGUUUAAAUAAAGUUUUUCUAUCUAUAUAUCUGGGUGGGUAGUCCUAUCUAUAUAUCAAGGUGGGUAAUUAUCAAUUAUUGGAUGAGGUUGAGCAAAAUAUCGUGAUUUGUCGGUGGCGAGCAGAUCAAUUAUUUGCCGAAUGCAGAGGCAAAUAAUUGAUCUGCGAGCCACCGACAAAUCACAAUAUUUUGCGAGAACCGAGUUCAAUAAUUGUUUUAUCAUUCACUUAUAAAGCUUCAUUUUAUCUUUCGUUUAAUAUAAGUUCGCCGUCUUUCUUGCUUCUGCAUAAAACUUGCGAAGGACGUUGGCAAGAGUUUCUUUUGAGCCAACUAGAUCGUCUUCGUUAAUUUUUCUUGCUUCUAUAAAUGCUGGCGAAAGACAUUGACGGCGGUUUUAGUCGCUUUUUUUAUUUUCCGCGUUUUUUCUUCAAGUAAGCAAAACAACUCAUUUUCCGAAAGUUCAGCAAAGCGAGCCGUCAUUGUUUACAAAAAUUGAAGGCAAUGCGCAUGCUCAGACUAUUAUUUGUAGCUGAGCAACGUUUUUAACAAAUGCGCAUGCUCAGACUAUUAUUUGCACGCAGUUAUUUGCAGGUAAAUUAACCUAUCAAAAUUGAGAAUACUAUAAAGUUAUCUAUAUAUAGCUAUAUAUAUCAGCUCCGGAUAUCCUUACAAUAUUUAUCUCCGCGCAAAAACAAAAUUAUUUCUUUUGGUCCAGUGACGAACGAGCAAAUUUUUUUUGCUGAACGAAGCUAAAAGCAUCCACAAAAUUCCAUUGUCAUGCAACAGAAAUAUACAGUCGAGCUAGGCAUGUAGUUUAAUUUUUUGUUCAUUAUGCCUGGCAAAGAUUAAAGGUCAUAUCCAAUGGAGGUAAAUGCAUUUAUCCUACACGCUGAGGGCAACAGCCAAUACUAUUUUUGAAAAAGGUUUGAUAUUUCACCUAUUUUGUUACACGAUAUGUCAGUCAAUCAAGCAUAUAGUCAAUCUAGACAUGGUUUAGAAACACGACAAAUCAGCCACUAUUUUAGUACGUGUGCCUUCGACAACAAUCAGCUCUAUAUACUCAAAACCCAAUGAACUUACAUAUUCUAUUGUUUUGUGAUUUUGAUCCUAGGGCAGGUUAUGUGGGGUUAACAUGUUCUUCAUUCCACCUACCAGAAUAUGAGCUCUUUCUUGGCCAUCAAAUCCUUCGUCAUCAACGUUGUCCAUGGCGAAGUGGUUAGGUCUCACCCGCCUAUUUCGAGGAUAGCACUUCUAUAAAAUUAAGAAAAGAUACAUUUUACAUUCUAAUGAAGAUAUACUUUCAUUUCUCGGUUGAACUAAAAACAACACUAUUUGGGGUAAGUUACAGUCAAACUACAAAAACCGCUUCUCGUUAGUGUAUCUGUUACCAUUCACAGUAUCUUGUUCUAUAUUCCUGUAGCGGGUUCCAAAAUUACGGGAAAACACGAAC